Messenger RNA from Aphidius gifuensis, 882 nucleotides. RefSeq names its product GMP reductase 1-like. NCBI's taxonomy places the organism in Eukaryota, Metazoa, Arthropoda, Insecta, Hymenoptera, Braconidae. Gene Ontology annotation, biological process: nucleotide metabolic process. Bases 1 to 882 code for a protein of 293 amino acids. Gene Ontology annotation, cellular component: GMP reductase complex. The transcript is spliced from 5 exons. The record is from RefSeq and is a predicted model, not a curated record. Gene Ontology annotation, molecular function: GMP reductase activity.
AUGGACACCGUUGGUACAUUUGAGAUGGCAAGGGCAUUGUCAAAGUAUGGAUUAUUUACAACUGUUCAUAAAUAUUAUACACCAGAUGAAUGGAAAGAAUUUGCAAUGAAAAAUUCAGAUUGUUUAAAUAAUAUUGCUGCAAGUUCAGGAACAAGUUCUGAUGAUUUUGAAAGAUUAUCAAAUGUCAUUGAAGCUGUACCAGAAUUAUCAUUUAUUUGUCUUGAUGUUGCUAAUGGUUAUUCACAACACUUUGUUGAAUAUGUUAGAAAAGUACGAGCUCAAUUUCCCAAUCAUACAAUAAUUGCAGGAAAUGUUGUUACUGGAGAAAUGGUUGAAGAAUUACUAUUGUCUGGUGCUGAUAUUAUUAAAGUUGGAAUUGGACCUGGUUCUGUUUGUACAACUAGAAUGAAAACUGGUGUUGGCUAUCCACAAUUAAGUGCUGUUCUUGAGUGUGCUGAUGCUGCACAUGGACUCAAAGGCCAUAUUAUUUCGGAUGGUGGAUGUACAUGUCCUGGUGAUUUAGCAAAAGCCUUUGGAGCUGGUGCUGAUUUUGUAAUGGCUGGAGGAAUGUUUGCUGGUCAUGAUGAAUGUGGUGGUGAAGUUAUUGAAAAAAAUGGAAAACAAGUUAAAUUAUUUUAUGGAAUGGCAUCAAGCACAGCUAUGAAAAAACAUGCUGGUGGUGUUGCUGAAUAUCGAUCAUCAGAAGGUAAAACUGUUGAGGUGCCUUACAGAGGUGCUGUUGAAGCAACAGUACUUGACAUAUUGGGUGGACUACGAUCAGCAUGUACCUACAUUGGUGCAUCAAAAUUACGUGAAUUAACACGUUGUGCAACAUUCAUCAGAUGCACCCAACAACUUAAUCCAAUGUAUGGACCACCAUAA